AUUCGCACUUUACGGCUGCUGUCUUCCACAUGGCCAUUUACUAGAUGAGUUGUCUGUUUUGGUGUUCGAUGCCCGAAACAUCCGACUAACUCGACGCAAAAUUUAUACACUCGCACUGUAAAACAAUUUAAAAUGGGCAAAAGUAAGACGACAAAAUUCAAACGUCCUCAGUUCAAUGCUGUCGGACUACCCGUGAACGCCGUGAAUGAAGCUGCCGCUGAGGAGGACGAACUCGCGGACGAACUCGCGGACGACUACGACGGCUGCCCGGCGGCGGAACUGCUGGAGAAACUGCAGAGUCCCAGCGCAGCUGUAAGAGAGUGUGCGUGCGCUGGCAUCUCUCGGGUAGUCCAGCAGAGUCAAAGCAUCCCAGCCUUUCUACAGAGGGAUGCAGUGAGGCAGCUGGGUCCCAUGAUGCUGGAUGGCAGCCUGGCCGUCAGGGAGACGGCCGCCGGAGCCCUCAGGAAUCUGAGUGCCUGCGGAGGCCAUGAGGUGUGCGAGGACAUGGUGAAGCGCGACGUCAAUUCUCUGACAGCGCUGCUCAGAGAGUGCUGUGCGGGUUUUGCCGCGAUGCCGACCAAAGAGCCAAAGAACCGUGUUGAGAACGUUGCCAACGAGGCGGUGAACCUGCUAUGGAAUCUCUGCGAGAACAGCAACCAGGCAAUGUCGCUCUUCAACAAAUCAGGUCUUCUGGACGUGGUGGUCCAAUGUCUGGAGAGAUACCCGCACAACGUGGAGCUUGCCACUUCUGCUGCGCACUGUUUGCACACGGUGUCCGAGGACAACCCCGAACUGCUAUGUAGCAUCGACGGCAAUGUGCAUGGAGCUCUAGAAGGCGUACUGCUGUCAAAGCAGCCUAGCCUGGCGCACACUCUCCUCAGGACACUGGCUGCAGGAACGCUAUGGAACAUGAAGGCAAGCCUUCCCGCUGCCCGCCAGGCUCAGACCCUUACAGCUGUGCUGGCCACCUUGUCACAAAGUCUGGAUUUGGACGCCGGCGAGCUCAUCCCUCAACUUCACAGAGCGGAGGAGGCGCGCUUCCAGGACGCUCCCGCCGCGUCGGGUAUGGAGGCGCACUCUAGCGUGGAGCCCGCUGUGAAAGAAAUGGACGAAGAGGGAGCAGCACAGCGUGUGAAAAAUGGAGAUUGCGGAGACGACUUUUCGGAUCUCUUGCCUAGGGAGAUGGAGGAGCUGAGGGAGGCGGCGGCCUUGCUGACGGCCCAGCAGACGUCCCUGGAGAUCCUCGUCAACAUGUGCUGUUCUGACGAUCCCUCCGACGACGAGUGGGAGGAGUCGUCGAGCAGCGACGAAAGCGAAGCGCCCGCCGACGGGUUGUCUAGUAGCCUCAUGUCGCCGUUGUGUUUGUCGGCGGAGGUCCACGGUGCUCUCAUCAACCACAACAUCCCGGAAAAGGUGCUCAAAAAAACGCAGUUCCCCAAGAAGGAAGCAGUGGAUAUGUGCCACCAGAUUCCUUACUGGAGAAGCCUCAUCAAGAAAAUGCAGCGCGUCCAGUCUCGCGCCCUGACGUGCCUCCACAGCAUCUUGUCCGGCAUGGACGCCGAGUCUCUGGGCGGGGCGGAGGCGCUGCAGCAGGCGGCGCAGCAUUUGUCCACGUUGCUCUUUGGAGCGCCAGAGAUCCCUAAAGAUGAGGAGUUCCUGGAAGCGGUCAUCAGUGCCAUGCGGUCUCUUUUGCAGAUGGCAGCCUUGAAAAACAUCCCUCUGUCCAUAAGCCUGCAGCAGAUUAUGAGCCUCAGCGAAGCUGCUGCCCGCUGUGAUGUCAUUAGCGUGAGAGUCAACGCCGUCGCUAUCCUGGGUAUCACCGGCAGCACCCUCGCCAAGGAGAAGGGCUCAGCUCAAACGCUUCAGAUGAUUGGGAGCGGCUUGCUGGGAGUAGCAACCGACGAUACCGAUCUGGUGGUUAAUGGCGAGGCCCUCGACGCCCUUUUCGACGUGUUUGCGGACGGCGAGGAGGCGGAGACGGCGGCCAGGAGCAUCCAGUUACUUCCUGCUUUGAAGACGCUUCAGCCCGUUUUUAAGGCCAAGAUCCGUAAGGCGGGAAGAGACAAGUACAGCCCGCAGCAGCUGUGUGUGCUCGGCAACGUCAGAGUGAACCUGAGGAGAUUCAUCGGUUACCUUCAGUCUCUGGACAAGAAGUGAUGGCAAUGUGGUUGUGAAAAAUAUGAAGUAUUUAUUAUCUUUGACGUUUUUUUUUUUUUUUUCUUUUGGCUUGACCCGACUCUUACGUUUUUAUUUGAGGUUUCUUUGCUGUGAAGAAGACAAUCCCAGGUUGACGUUAGACUAGAGAGCUAUGCUGUAUCAUUUUUGACUGAUAUCAUAUUGCAAGCUUUCCAAAACU
Syngnathus acus (greater pipefish) is the source of this 2356-nucleotide messenger RNA. RefSeq names its product HEAT repeat containing 3 (gene heatr3). Gene Ontology annotation, biological process: protein import into nucleus; ribosomal large subunit biogenesis. Lineage: Eukaryota; Metazoa; Chordata; Actinopteri; Syngnathiformes; Syngnathidae. The record is from RefSeq and is a predicted model, not a curated record.